AUGACAAUUGUGGAGGGGAAUAGUUCCCAAUCACUAUCCCCUCCAAUUUCUCAAUCUGGAGAUACAGCAGAAACAAUAGAAGGUGUUGAACCAGUGGUAACACAAUCAGAAGUUGCAGAAACACAAGGUGCUUCAGGGAAACUACCCCCACAUCCUGGUAAGAAAAAAUCUAUUGUAUGGGAUCAUUUUGAUACAGCAGUGGUAAAGGGGAAGGGCAAAAGGGCAGUUUGCAGGCAUUGUAAGCAUGAUUAUGCAUGUAACACAAUGGUUAAUGGGACUUCAACUUUGAGGACUCAUUUGCUUCAUUAUUGUCCUAAUUCUCCAAUUAAAGAGGACAAAAGCCAAAAAACCCUUUCAUUUGAGGGCAAAGGUAACCUAGUUGCACAUUCAUUUAGCCAGGAGAGGAGUACUCUAGCAUGUGUGGAGAUGGUUAUAAUUGAUGAGCUCCCAUUUAGGUUUGUGGAAGGGAUAGGGUUUAAACGAUUUAUGAAAGAGGUCCAACCUAGAUUUGAUCCACCAUCUCGUUCGACCGUUGCUAGGAAAGUUUGGAGUGUUUAUCUAGAUCGUAAGGCUACCUUCAAAAGUAUCCUCUCUGCCAACAACCAAAGAGUCUCUCUUACUACUGACACGUGGACUUCCAUUCAAAACGUCAAUUAUAUGGCUCUAACAGCCCAUUUCAUUGAUGAUGAUUGGAAGUUGCAUAAAAGAAUUCUGAACUUUUGUCAAAUUACCAACCACAAAGGUGAUGCCAUUGGGAGACUUAUUGAGAAGUGUUUGAGUGAUUGGGGUAUAGAAAGAGUGUUCACCAUCACAGUUGACAAUGCAUCGGCUAAUGACGGUGCUAUUAGGUAUGUUGGAAGACAAUUGAGGCAUUGGAAAACUUUACAAUUUGAAGGGGAUCUUUUACACAUGAGGUGUUGUGCACAUAUCAUCAAUCUAAUUGUUUCAGAUGGGUUGAGUGAAAUGCAUAGCUCAAUUAAGAGUAUUCGCAAGGCUUGUAAGUUUACAAGAUCCUCUCCAUCUAGGUUGGAAAAGUUUCGACAAUGUUUAUUAUUGGAGAAAAUUGAUAGCAAAGGUCUUAUGCCUUUGGAGUGCAAAACUAGGUGGAAUUCAAUUUAUUUGAUGUUAGAGGCAGCGUUGAAGGUGCAAAGAGCAUUUGAGAGAUUGGAGGAGGAGUCCACCGAUUAUGUGCGCUAUUUUGAUAGUAAUGAUAAUGAUGAUGAGAAUCAGCUUAGUAAGAGAAGAAGGGUUGAUGAUGUAAGGAGGAAACUCAUGCCUCCUAGUGCCUCAGAUUGGUCUUAUGCUAGGGCUUUUGUCAAGUUCCUAAAAAAAUUCUAUGAUGCAACUUUGAAGCUUAGUUCCUACAAGACAGUGACAGCUAAUGUGCCUUUCCGUGAGAUUUAUAUGAUGGCUGAUGCAUUGAAAAAAGCAAUGAGAAGUGAAGAUGAAUUCUUAAAGAAGGUUGCAACUUCAAUGAAAGCAAAGUUUGACAAGUAUUGGGGUAAUAUCAAAGAUGUCAACCAAGUUGUGAUUUUGGCGAUAGUCCUUGAUCCUCGUUACAAAAUGGACCUAGUCCAAUGGGGAUUUGAAUUCUUGGAAGAUGAACCUACAAUGAUUGAAGGGUUGGUGUUUAGGGUGAAAACUCUCUUAUUCAACAUGUAUGAAGAUUAUAAAAAGGAUACUCCGGGAGUUGCUCAAUGGAGUAUGGAGGCUACUAAUGAUAAUGAGGGGGAUGUAAAUGAAGAGGAGGGAGAUGCAAAUUUGGAGAUGUUCAUGAGAAGAAGAAAAGAGAGAGAUGGGGUUCAAAUUAGAAAUGAAGUUGAUAAGUAUUUAUUGGAGGCAGCUGAGAACCCUAAAAAUCUUGGAUUUAAUUUAUUGGAUUGGUGGAAAGAAAACCAGCCAAGGUAUCCAAUCUUAUCCAAGAUUGCUAGGGAUAUAUUUGCUGCACCGAUGUCAAGUGUGCCUUCAGAAUCAGCAUUUAGUGCUGGGAAGCGAGUUGUGAAUCCUUUUCGGGCUUGUUUGACUCCCAAAACAGUGGAGGCACUCAUUUGUUGCAAUGAUUGGAUCCGAUGUGAACCUUUCAACUUUUACAAGGAACCCAGUGAAGAUGCAAUUGAAUUAUAUGAAUGGUGCGAGCAAAUAGAAAAAGAAAUGGAAGCAUUGCAAAAUUCUGGAGGCAUUUCUAGUGGCACCACAGCUUCACCAACCUAG
Tripterygium wilfordii is the source of this 2211-nucleotide messenger RNA. Its product is annotated as zinc finger BED domain-containing protein RICESLEEPER 2-like. The coding region runs from base 1 to 2211 and encodes 736 amino acids. Lineage: Eukaryota; Viridiplantae; Streptophyta; Magnoliopsida; Celastrales; Celastraceae. Gene Ontology annotation, molecular function: DNA binding; protein dimerization activity. The record is from RefSeq and is a predicted model, not a curated record. The transcript is spliced from 2 exons.